Messenger RNA from Hyphopichia burtonii NRRL Y-1933, 1239 nucleotides. RefSeq lists its product as uncharacterized. Gene Ontology annotation, cellular component: cytoplasm. Bases 1 to 1239 code for a protein of 412 amino acids. The transcript has a single exon. NCBI's taxonomy places the organism in Eukaryota, Fungi, Ascomycota, Pichiomycetes, Serinales, Debaryomycetaceae. The record is from RefSeq and is a predicted model, not a curated record.
AUGGAUGAUAUACCUGAUUUGGUGACUGACUUGACUGAGGUUUCUCCAGUCUUGUCUAAAAGUAAUAACAAAGAAUCCCAGACGCAGCCUGAGAUAAAGAAGGAAUCUCAGGUCAUCGAUAAAAAGAUACCAAUCACUAUUAUCACUGGCUACUUAGGGUCAGGUAAGUCCACUUUACUUGAAUACAUUGGUAAAAAGUCACAUAAAAGACUUGCCAUCAUCUUGAAUGAAUUUGGAGACUCUUCAGCAAUUGAGAAGUCAGUGACGAUACAAGAUGAAGAUAACAAAGAAUCAGUUCAGGAAUGGUUGGAUAUAGGAAAUGGUUGUCUUUGUUGUACUGUUAAAGAUAAUGGAGUUCUAGCGAUUGAAAAUUUGAUUGAAAACUCUAGGGGCAAAAUCGAUUACAUUUUAUUGGAAACUACUGGUAUUGCUGAUCCAGCACCAGUUGCCAAAAUGUUUUGGUUAGAUGAAGGAUUAUCAUCUAAUGUCUACAUUGAUGGCGUUGUGACGGUUGUUGAUUCUGAAAAUAUCAUUAAAUGUUUGGAUGAUGUGGGGGGUCACUGGCAUAAGGAGAAUAAUCAUUUAAAAACAGCCCAAUCAUCAGACAAAGAUGAAUUAACGGAAGAAGAAAUUAAAGAUGAACAUCAAAAAUUACAAGAAGGUAUCACUACUGCCCACCUACAAAUAGCAUUGGCUGACUCUAUAUUAAUCAACAAAGUUGAUAAACUCGAAAAGAAAGGAGAUUACGAAAAUAAACUAUCUCAAAUAGAGAAUAGAAUUAGAUCCAUAAAUAAUACUUCACCGAUGCAUCCUACAAGCUUUGGGGAUAUCGAUCUUGAAAAGAUAUUAGAUUUGAAAGCUUUUGAUAGUGAAGGAGUCAAAUUUUCACAAUCGUUAAACAUUCUGGAAAAUUCAGUUUACCAUGAUGAUCGUAUAACCACAAUCACAGUUACCUGUGAAUUUUUCCAGAAUUUGGAUUCUUUCCGUAAAGUGGAAUCCUUCUUACAGUAUAUUUUAUGGGAGAACACUGUCAAUGGUAAAGAAGUAGAGAUACAUCGUACCAAAGGUAUAAUGGCCUGUGGUUCCCAUAUAAAAGUUAUUCAAGGAGUUCGAGAAACUUACGAUAUAAUUGAUGCAAAACAAUUAGCACCGGGAAUUGACGAAAAUAAGUUUGUGUUUAUUGGUAAAAACUUAUCCCAUGACGACUUGAAAGAAGAGCUCUUCAGGUUCCUUGAAUAA